AUGUUCACUUCUCCACUCACUAAUGACCCCAAGGACAUGCCUCCUGGCCGUUGCCUCGAGAUCCUUUGGUGUGAGGCAAUGCAGAACAUCGAGGCCGCUAAGGGUCAAAUCCUUGUCCCCAAUAACAUCGUCCAGAAUGCCCUCGGCAUGGAUAACCUCGAGGAGAUGUACAGGCGAUUGCGCAAUAUGAACAAUGGAACUGCUUACAUGCACUUCGACGAGUCUUUGGGCGCCUGGUGCCUUAGCACCACAGACAAGUACCGCAAUGAGAGAACGCCGGCUCUGGAGCUGAAGGCACGUAGUUAG
Molecule: messenger RNA, 306 nt
Organism: Penicillium bovifimosum
Lineage: Eukaryota; Fungi; Ascomycota; Eurotiomycetes; Eurotiales; Aspergillaceae
Product: High mobility group superfamily
Exons: 2
Coding region: 1-306 (101 amino acids)
Source: RefSeq, a predicted model, not a curated record